Messenger RNA from Suricata suricatta (meerkat), 735 nucleotides. RefSeq names its product LKAAEAR motif containing 1 (gene LKAAEAR1). The coding region runs from base 107 to 670 and encodes 187 amino acids. The record is from RefSeq and is a predicted model, not a curated record. The transcript has 4 exons. Lineage: Eukaryota; Metazoa; Chordata; Mammalia; Carnivora; Herpestidae.
GGGCGGAACUCCCGGUUGCCAGGCAACCAAGUCAACAAGUCCCGGAGAGUCGGGGCUCAGUUGGAGGCCCAGACCCUGGAAGGCGAAAAGGCGGGCCACGCCGGGCAUGCAGUCGCCAGCAGUGAAGGAGGCUGGGCGCAGGAGCCCGCGGGAGCGAUCCAGAAAGGGGUCCCUUGAGGAACGCGCCAAGAGGGCGCCCGCGGCGCAGCCCCCCAAGCCAGGUUGGGCUCUAACGCUGGAGGGGAUGGCGGCCAGGAGCCCCGCGCAGCGUCACCGCCACCUGCUUGAGGACGUGGGCGCGGCCGCCUCCGUCUUCCCGCGCGAGUCCGUGAAGCUGGGGUGCCGUAUGCCCGACCCGCGCGCGUGGACGACGCAGUCGCUGGAGCUGCCGGGAGUGCGCCAGGACCAGCGGCUCCUCGGCGUCCUCAAGGCAGCCGAGGCUCGGGGACGAAUCCGUGCCUUGCGGCUGCGCUACAUCCGCAUGCGGGCCGAGGAGAUUUCGCUGCUCAUCUUGCAGCAGAAGUCCGCGCGCGCCGCCAUGCGGCUGGAGCUGUUCCUACCGCCUCGGCUGAAGCCCACGCGGAUCCCGGACCCCCUGGACCGUCAAGAGAGGAGGCGCGUGGAGACCAUCCUGGAGGAGAAAAUUGAUGGCAGCAUCUUCCCACGUUGACUGCGCAGACCCACAGUGUGCGACUGAGCCCCACCUUCCACAUAAAGUUCUCAUUGUCCAAGCUC